CAAACCGACAAGAACAAGCCGAGUCACAGACGCUAUCAUGGUUAGCCGUUUUGAGCACCCUGCUGGAGGCUAUAAGAAAAUCUUUGAGACUGUGGAGGAGCUAAACGAACCUCUUCCAGCAACCGUCACUGGCCGCAUCCCCUCGUUUAUUAAAGGCAGUCUGCUCCGACUGGGCCCCGGUUUGUUUGAGGCCGGAUCGGAGCCCUUCUACCAUCUUUUCGAUGGCCAGGCCCUCAUGCACAAGUUUGAUUUCAGCAAUGGACAGGUCACGUAUUUCCGCAAGUUUGUCAAAACAGAUGCUUACGUUCGUGCUAUGACAGAGAAACGUGUUGUAAUUACUGAGUUUGGAACCUGUGCUUAUCCAGAUCCCUGCAAGAACAUCUUCUCCAGGUUCUUUACGUAUUUCAAAGGCGUUGAGGUGACCGACAACUGCCUGGUAAAUGUUUACCCUAUUGGAGAGGAUUUUUAUGCUGUCACGGAGACUAAUUUUAUCACUAAAGUCAAUGUGGAAACCUUGGAAACCUUGAAAAAGGUCGACAUGUGUGACUAUGUGAACAUAAAUGGAGUAACGGCUCAUCCGCACAUCGAGAAAGACGGUACGGUCUACAACAUCGGAAACUGCAUGGGGAAGGGAGCCUCGCUGGCCUACAAUAUCGUCCGAAUCCCACCUAAACAGAAAGACAAAUCAGACCCCAUUGAGAAAUCCAAGGUGGUUGUGCAGUUCCCAAGUGCGGAGAGGUUUAAGCCAUCCUAUGUGCACAGUUUUGGGAUGACAGAAAACUACUUUGUCUUUGUUGAGACGCCUGUUAAAAUCAACCUGCUGAAGUUCCUGAGCGCCUGGAGUAUCCGAGGAUCCAACUAUAUGGACUGCUUUGAAUCCGACGAGGAGAAAGGCACUUGGAUACACAUUGCGAGGAAGCAUCCAGGAGAAUACAUCGACUAUAAAUUCAGAACCGCUGCGAUGGGUCUUUUCCAUCACAUCAACUGCUACGAGGACUCGGGCUUCAUUGUUGUUGACCUGUGUGCCUGGAAAGGCUUUGAAUUUGUCUACAACUACCUGUGGCUGGCAAACCUCCGAGCAAACUGGGAAGAGGUGAAAAGAAAUGCCAUGAUUGCCCCUCAGCCAGAAGUCAGGCGAUACGUGCUUCCUCUGGAUCCCUACAAGGUGUCUUAAUGACGAUUGUGGUGUCGCCUGGAGCCCAGAGACCUACAUUUUGCCUGAUCUUGAAUGCUAAGGACCUGUCUGAGAUUGCAAGAGCAGAAGUUGACAUCAUGUCUCCAGUCAUCUUCCAUGGCAUGUAUAAACCAUAGAACGGCUGGAUCUACUGAACAUAGAGUCCUCCGGUGUUGAUAAAGUUACUGUAUACUAUACACCAUGUUAUUGCACAUUUCUGAUUUUCUUUAAGUUUGUUUUUGCAAGUGGUCUUUGCAAGUGCAUAAUUAUUUUGCCAUCAUAUCCUUGAAAGAAUGAAAAAUUCCUGAUAAUGUACUCACCCUCAGGCCAUUCGAGUUGUAGGUGAUUUUUCUUCUUCUUCAGUAGAAGAGUAAAGAAUAGCUGAAACUGUGAUCCUUGGUGAUUCAUAAAAUGUAAGUCAACGACUACCGUCACUUUGAGAGUCAAAAACAGCAUAUACAGGCAACACAAAAUAUCUGUGGCUCCUGACUAUAUAUAUAGAGGUCUUAUGAAGUGAAACGAUCAGUCUGUGCAACAAUUUGAACAUUAUUUACAACAUUACUACCUGUAAUGAAAAUCCAACUCCAUAUUUAGAUUUGAGAAAAAAAACAAGUAGUUAAAAGUUCAGUGACAGCUAGUGGUGGAAAUGGGUACUGCAGUCCAAGUUCAAAAUAUUGAAGUCGUUUUCCCGCCCUCUCU
This is a messenger RNA of Sinocyclocheilus grahami, 1873 nucleotides long. RefSeq names its product retinoid isomerohydrolase. Gene Ontology annotation, molecular function: beta-carotene 15,15'-dioxygenase activity; retinol isomerase activity; all-trans-retinyl-ester hydrolase, 11-cis retinol forming activity. NCBI's taxonomy places the organism in Eukaryota, Metazoa, Chordata, Actinopteri, Cypriniformes, Cyprinidae. The transcript is spliced from 11 exons. Gene Ontology annotation, biological process: zeaxanthin biosynthetic process; retinal metabolic process. The record is from RefSeq and is a predicted model, not a curated record. The coding region runs from base 38 to 1174 and encodes 378 amino acids.